GGCGCGGGUGGCCGGGGUCCGCUCCGGCGUGCGCGCCAAGGGCCGUCCGCGCCCGGGCCCCGGGCCGCGCCCGCCGCCGCCGCCGCCCAGCCUCACCGACAGCAGCUCCGAGGUGUCGGACUGCGCGUCUGAGGAGGCGCGGCUGUUGGGCCUGGAGCUGGCGAUGGGCAGCGACGCCGAGUCGGCGGCGGGCGCCCCCCGGCCGGGCCAGCCGCCCGCGCCCGCGCCGCCGCCCGCGCCGCAGCCCCCGCGGCCGCCCGCCUCGCCCGACGAGCCGUCGGGGGCCGCGUCGUCGGCGGGCAGCAGCCGCCUGCCGCUCAGCGCCUCGCUGGCCUUCUCCGACCUCACCGAGGAGCUGCUGGACUGCGGGCCCGGCGGCUUCGUGCGGGAGCUGGAGGAGCUGCGCUCCGAGAACGACUAUCUCAAGGAUGAGAUCGAGGAGCUGCGGGCGGAGAUGCUGGAGAUGCGGGACGUCUACAUGGAGGAGGACGUGUACCAGCUGCAGGAGCUGCGGCAGCAGCUGGACCAGGCCAGCAAGACCUGCCGCAUCCUGCAGUACCGGCUGCGCAAGGCCGAGCGCCGCAGCCUCCGUGCCGCGCAGACCGGCCAGGUGGACGGUGAGCUCAUCCGGGGCCUGGAGCAGGACGUCAAGGUCUCUAAGGACAUCUCCGUGCGACUGCACAAGGAGCUGGAGGUCGUGGAGAAGAAACGUGCGCGGCUGGAAGAGGAGAACGAGGAACUUCGACAGCGGCUCAUCGAGACGGAACUGGCUAAGCAGGUGCUGCAGACGGAGCUUGAGCGACCGAGAGAGCACUCCUUGAAGAAGAGAGGGACCCGCUCCCUGGGGAAGACAGACAAGAAGCCUUCGGUGCAGGAGGACAGCGCGGACCUGCGGUGCCAGCUGCACUUCGCGAAGGAGGAGUCCGCCCUCAUGUGCAAGAAGCUCACCAAGCUGGCCAAGGAGAACGACGGCAUGAAGGAGGAGCUGCUCAAGUACCGCUCGCUCUAUGGGGACCUGGAGGGCGGCCUGUCGGCCGAGGAGCUGGCGGCCGCCCCGCACUCGCGCGAGACCGAGCUGAAGGUGCACCUCAAGCUGGUGGAGGAGGAGGCGAACCUACUGAGCCGCCGCAUCGUGGAGCUGGAGGUGGAGAACCGCGGCCUGCGGGCGGAGAUGGACGACAUGAAGGACCAGCCGGGGGCCGGCCCCGGGGGGCUGGAGGCGCGCCUGGCCUUCUCGGCGCUGGGCGGCGGCGGGGAGUGCGGGGAGAGCCUGGCCGAGCUGCGCCGGCACCUCCAGUUUGUGGAGGAGGAGGCCGAGCUGCUGCGGCGCUCAUCGGCCGAGCUCGAGGACCAGAACAAGCUGCUGCUGACCGAGCUGGCCAAGUACCGCUCGGAGCACGAGCUGGACGUGACCCUGUCGGAGGACAGCUGCUCCGUGCUCAGCGAGCCCUCGCAGGAGGAGCUGGCGGCUGCCAAGCUGCAGAUUGGCGAGCUCAGCGGCAAGGUGAAGAAGCUGCAGUAUGAGAACCGCGUGCUGCUGUCCAACCUGCAGCGCUGCGACCUCGCCUCCUGCCAGAGCACGCGGCCCAUGCUGGAGACGGACGCCGAGGCGGGCGACUCGGCCCAGUGUGUGCCCGCCGCCCUGGGCGACGCCGGCGGGCCCCACGCCGCCCGCCUGUGCCGGAGUAGGGAGGCCGAGGCCCUCCCGGGGCUUCGGGAGCAGGCCGCCCUGGUCAGCAAGGCCAUCGACGUGCUCCUGGCCGACGCCAACGGCUUCUCGGCCGGCCUCCGGCCCUACCUGGACAACGAGGGUGUGGAUUUCCGGCUGCACGAGCCCCCCGACAACAGCGAGGGGCCCCGGGACUCCAAGCUCCUGCACGCGCUGCUGGUGCGGCUGAGCCUGCUGCAGCAGGAGCUCAACGCCUUCACCAGGAAGGCCGACCCCGUCCUGGGCAGCGCCGCCAAGGAGCCGCCGGAGCCCUUCCCGCCGCUGCCGCCCCUGGGCUCCCAGGGGCCCUCCAAGGAGAUGCUUCUGGCCAAAGACCUUGGCUCCGACUUCCAGGCGCCGGACUUCAGGGACCUGCCGGAAUGGGAGCCAAGGAUCCGAGAGGCCUUUCGUGCCGGGGACCUGGACUCGAAGCCCGAUCCCAGCCGGAGCUUCAGGCCUUACCGAGCUGAAGACAAUGACUCCUACGCCACUGAGAUCAAGGAGCUGCAGCUGGUGCUGGCCGAGGCCCAUGACAGCCUCCGAGGCCUGCAGGAGCAGCUCUCGCAGGAGCGGCAGCUUCGGAAGGAGGAAGCCGACAGCUUCAACCAGAAAAUGGUCCAGCUGAAGGAGGACCAGCAGAGGGCGCUCCUGAGGCGAGAGUUUGAACUGCAGAGCCUGAGCCUGCAGCGGCGGCUGGAGCAGAAGUUCUGGAGCCAGGAGAAGAACAUGCUGGUGCAGGAGUCCCAGCAGUUCAAGCACAACUUCCUGCUGCUCUUCAUGAAGCUCAGGUGGUUCCUCAAGCGCUGGCGGCAGGGCAAGGUUUUGCCCAGCGAGAGGGACGACUUCCUGGAGGUGAGCAGCAUGAAGGAGCUGUACCUGCUCAUGGAGGAGGAGGAGCUGAGUGCCCAGCACCCUGAUAACAAGACCUGCACAGGGGACGGCUGGACCCAAAACACGCCCAACGAGUACAUCAAGACGCUGGCCGACAUGAAGGUGACGCUGAAGGAGCUGUGCUGGCUGCUCCGGGACGAGCGCCAGGGCCUGACGGAGCUGCAGCAGCAGUUUGCCAAGGCCAAGGCCACCUGGGAGACGGAGCGGGCAGAGCUCAGGAGCCACACGGCCCAGGCGGAGCUGAAGGCCGGGAAGGGGCCCGGGGAGCGGGCGGGGCCCGACUGGAAGGCCGCCCUGCAGCGGGAGCGAGAGGAGCAGCAGCACCUCCUGGCCGAGUCCUACAGCGCCGUCAUGGAGCUCACGCGGCAGCUGCAGAUCAGCGAGCACAACUGGAGCCAGGAGAAGCUGCAGCUGGUGGAGCGGCUGCAGAGCGAGAAGCAGCAGGUGGAGCAGCAAGUGAAGGAGCUGCAGAACCGCCUGAGCCAGCUGCAGAAGGCCGCGGACCCCUGGGCCCUGAAGCAUGCCGAUCUGGAGAAGCAGGACAACAGCUGGAAAGAGGCGCACAAUGAGAAGGUUCACGACAAGGAGGCUGCUGCCGAAGCUGAGCUUGGAGGAAGCGGUUUAAAGAGGACCAAAUCGGUGUCUUCCAUGUCUGAGUUUGAAAGUUUGCUGGACUGUUCCCCCUACCUGGCUGGUGAGCCCUCGCGGGGCAAGAAGCCGCCCAGUGGCCCUGCCUUCCCCUUUGUGGGCAGCCAGCCCGUGGACCCAGAGAAGGAGGCCGCAGAGCAGCGCGCGCGCCCGGCCCGGGACUGCCACCGAGCGGGCUGCCAGGAGCCGGCAGGCAGACAGAUGCAGCGCAGCUACACGGCGCCUGACAAGACCGGCAUCCGCGUCUACUACAGCCCCCCGGUGGCCCGGCGCCUGGGUGUGCCCGUCGUCCACAACCGGGAGGGCAAGAUCCUCAUCGAGCCAGGCUUCCUCUUCACCACAGCCAAGCCCAAAGAGUCCGCCGAGGCCGACGGGCUGGCCGAGAGCUCCUACGGCCGGUGGCUCUGCAACUUUUCCCGGCAGCGCCUGGAUGGGGGCUCCAGUAGCAGCCCGGCCGCCUCGGGCCCCGGCUUCCCUGCGGCCCUGCACGACUUUGAGAUCUCGGGCAACAUGAGCGACGACAUGAAGGAGAUCACCAACUGCGUGCGCCAGGCCAUGCGCUCGGGCUCGCUGGAGAGGAAGGUCAAGAGCACGUCCAGCCAGACGGUGGGGCUGGCCAGUGUGGGCACGCAGACCAUCCGCACGGUCAGCGUGGGCCUGCAGACCGACCCGCCCCGCAGCGGGCUGCACAGCAAGGGCUGGUCACCGCGCGGCAAGCAGCUCUCGUCCUCCCUGGACAAGGUGCACGCGCGCAUCGAGCGGCCCUGCUGCUCCCCCAAGUACGGCUCGCCCAAGCUCCAGAGACGCUCGGUGUCCAAGCUGGACGGCGCCAAGGACCGCAGCCUGUGGAACCUGCACCAGGGCAAGCAGAAUGGCUCGGCCUGGGCGCGCUCCACCACCACCCGGGACAGCCCCGUGCUGCGGAACAUCAACGACGGCCUCUCCAGCCUCUUCAGCGUGGUGGAGCACUCGGGGAGCACGGAGUCAGUCUGGAAACUGGGCAUGUCCGAGGCGCGGCCCAAGCCCGAGCCUCCCAAGUAUGGCCUUGUGCAAGAGUUCUUCCGCAACGUGUGCGGACGCGCCCCGAGCCCCACCUCGGCCGCCGGGGAGGAGGGCGCCAAGAAGCCGGAGCCCCUGUCUCCCGCCAGCUACCAUCAGCCCGAGAGCGUGGCCAGGAUCCUGAACAAGAAGGCGGCCAAGUGCGGCGGCAGUGAGGAGGCCCGACUAGCCGGGCUGCCGCAGGUAGGGAAGGAUGGCAUCCCCCGGGAGGCAGACGGCCCCACGGUUCUCCCCAAUGAGGACGCCGUCUGUGACUGCAGUGCCCAGUCUCUGGCCUCCUGCUUCGCACGGCCCUCCCGUUCCGCCAUCGUCCGCCACUCUCCUUCCAAGUGCCGGCUCCACGCUGCGGAGUCAGGCUGGUGCGGGGAGGAGAGGGCUGCCCCGCCCAGUGACUGACGGCGCGGGAGGCACCCUGCCCUCAACCAGCCCUGGCCCCGGCAGAGAGGAGAGGAGGCCGGGCACCUGGCCCUCCGCGUUGAUGCGCUCCAGAGGGACAGCAGCUAACCCCCCUGCCAGGCUGCAGCCCCCUCCCCCUUCCAGGGACCACGGGGACUCCUGCUGGCCACAGGGAGGGGAGCUCUGACUUCCAGGGGAACCAGCCGGCCCGCGGGAGAAAGGCAGAACUGCACAUCGGAGCCCCACGGAGAGAGCGUGGAGAACCCAGUCGCUGGAGCUGCUCCCGGGUGCUCGGGGAGCACCCCUGUCCUGGGACCCCCCACACUCCCGUGCCCACAUUUCGGAAGAGUCGAAGAAAGGAUACACCCAGAGAAGUUCCCUGCCAGCCAUACGCCCUUUCAUGGGGGAAAGACACCCAUGGAAACAGGUUUGCUUCCGGACUCUGCUCAGGGGACCUGGUGCGCACCCCUGACCCCUGGACCCCCAACACCGCCUCUCCCCGCAUCGCUGCUCCGGGCGGCCAUGCUUUGGGAGGCAUGAUAGGGCUGUCGCCGGGGCCUGUGUCUGCUUGGAGCCCUGGAUCUCCCUGCCCGCGGCCCGGAUGCAGCAGAGACCGGACACCUGGAGCUCAGGGUGGAGGACCUGUGGGGCUGCCCCCACAUCAUGUGACUCGGGGUCCUGACCUUGCCAGGAGCCCCAGGAGCAGAACUAGGCAGUUGGCCUCCAGGCUCGGGCGCUGUGGGCACCUCUCCCUGCCCCUGGCAGGGGCCACUCCCCAUCCAGUUUACUUCCUGCAGUGGGUGCAAGGCAGAAGAAACCCCCUCACUAAGAGGCCCCCCACGUGGGCCAUGCUGGGCCAAGGAGUGGCCCAGGAGGCCAGGGCCCAGGACACAGCAGGAGACAGGGACCCGGGAACAUAUUUCUUGCCUAGUUUUGUUUUUUUCAUUUGAAGUUUUUUAAUAUAAAUAUUAAGGUGGGUUUACUUUAUUUUAAUAAUUUAAUUUACCCCCAAAAUUCCCUCAAGUAAUUUAUUGGCACUUGGGACAUGUUUCUUGCCACUGGGAGAACGCAAGGCUCCUGACGCCACGGACAGUCACGGGACCCCCGUGAGAACACAGUGGCUCACCCCCGGCCGCAGGCUCUGCUCCGGUCAGAUCUGGGGAAGCCGCUUGCCCAGAAGCACUGGGGCCCACAGCUGGUCAGGGUACAGGCCUCAGCACUGCCUUUCACUCAACACCUGCUGCUCGACCGGCCCCCAGAGGGCAGCGGGCAGCACUGACGUCACCCCUUCUGGAACAUUCUCCAUCAUGUCCCUUCUCCUUCCCUCCCUCUCUGCGUUGCCUUUCUUCUUCUUUUUUAACAAACAAAUGCGUCAUGCAGAUUGCUGAGGCUGCUUUCUCACGGGCCUGCAGCACCCUUCCAGCUCCCCAAGCGAGGCUUGGGGGACAGUCCAGAGAAAGAUGCUGUUGCACUUUGCACAGGAGUGUCUGCAGCCCCCGCCGCCUCCUCCGGCCUCUCCCCGCUCUUCUCACCCCGCCCCCCCCCGCCCCUGCCCGGGACUCCCCCGCAUUGGGAGGUCACCUGGACCAACUCCCCAGAGUCUUUCUCUUCAGUCCCUCUCUGCCGAACGUUGGGUCACGUCACUGCCACUGCCACCAGCCACUUGCUUGUGACCCAGAGACCGGGCAGGGCCGCCGCUGUGGGCCUGUUCCUGCUGCAGCGCGGCCGCCCUCGCCCGAGAGACCAGGGCCGCCUCCUGGCUCCCGUGAGGGGCGCACUCCAGACUACAAGCCACCAGCCGCCUUCUGCCACCUCUGGCUCCCAGGGAGAAACCCUCGGGAGCCCUGGACCCCGUGUGGCCUUACCAUCCUCCUUGUCCCAGGCUGCCGUGUUCGUCCGUGUUGUCUCGGCACCGGGGCCCCGUUCCGGGUCUCCCAACCUCUGCCACUGUCCAAGCUCCCUCGCUCGCCGCGUGCCCGGAGACGCCUCUAGACGUGGGGCUGGACGGGCCGCACCGUGUUCCCUGUAAAUAUUGGUUUGGUUUGGUUUUUAGCAUUUUAAGUAGUCAGCGGUUGUGUUUUCUUUGAGGGAGGGGGCGGUUGGGAGGGGUUGGUUUGUAAAAAUCCUGCUCUUUUCAGAAUGUAAUUUCUAAGUUUGUUUCUUCAAAUGCCUUUUAUGUCUCAGUAACAUUCCCAAAGCAGAAAACUGCCUGACCCACAGUGGGGCGGCACCGCGGAGCCCUGGCCCCCAGGAGGGAUCGCUGUCCUUCCCUCUCCCCUCCGCCCGUCUCCCUCUGCUCCCCUCAGCUGAGAGCCCUGAGGCCCUGCGACCCCAGAGGUCUCUAGGCUUGGAUCCUGGUGUCGGCACCAUCUGGCUGGGAGGAGGUGGGGGACGGGCUGGGUGUCGUGUCUGUAUCUGAAGUGGAAACCAAAGCACUUGGUGGCUUUUAGACGCUGCCGGUUAGAUGCUUUUAGAUCAGCCCUGAGGACCUGGUCCCCGUGUCUCCCAGCUGCCCUUUUUUGCCCUCUCCCAGCCCCCAGCAGUCCCCCGACCACACCCAAAGGCAAACUGACUUAAAAUCCCCUCCAGGGGCUGACUCUCUGGGCUGUCCCUUCCUUGGUCCUCUGGGUGGCAGGGCUGAGGGCGCAGAGCAACCUCUCCUGGCCCCAGACUCCUGCUCUGUUCUGUUCUGUCACAGGCCCCUGGUCUUUCCUCGGCUGCCACAGCCUGUCUCCGCCCCUCCUGAUUUCCAGGUCGUCCCUGUCUCCCCCCUCCUGUGCACCAUGCCUCCUCUCAGCUUCACCAGCGACCCCCCUCCCCCAGCUUCCAUCACCACAUCUCACUCCUCCGCACUCCACCCUCCAUCCCUCCUUGAGCACUUUGCUAUUGAGAACUCACCCCCAGGCCGUGCUCUCCUACAACCCCUAGGAGAGCCUGGGCAGGACUGUGGGAAGAGGGACCAGGGUCUCCCACUUUGCAAAUUGGAAAACAGAGUCAUGUAGCUGGGAAGGCAGAAUCGACACUAGAGCUUGGGGCCCCUGGCUGGGUAGCUAGAAGACCCCAUUGUAUGCCAGUGCCCGACUCAAAUCCAAACUUGGUCUGCUCUGAGUCAGCAGAAUUGUGUCCCGAGAGUCUGGGACCCCCUCAUCAGAAUCCUGAGGGCUUCCAGAACAUCCCACACAGCGCUGACCAUCUUCCAUCGUAUUUUUGUUUGUUUGUUUAUUUGAGGGGCCACACCCAGCCCACAGAGCAUCUCUACUGCCCACAGGACAUUUUUUAAAAAGUCAAUCUUAAAGCGGAGUGCUGAGCUGGGAAUUAGAGUCUUGGUCCUCACCUAGCUACAAUUUGGUUUAAUUAUCCUGAAAAUAUCAAAUAUUGUCUUAAAAAGCAUCAGAGGCAUCUAACCGCCUUCAUCAUGAGAUAGUGAAGAGAGUCUUCAUGACUCUUGGUUCAGUGAAACAAGAGAAAUCGAUACAACCCAAAACAGGAAUGAUCAUUCCCCAAACCUACGUGAUGUCAUUUCCAUAAUCAUGCUACAGAGCCUUUACUCUGGACUUCCUGGCAACUGUGUCAGAAGAUACGUCAGUGAGCUGAGUGCAUUCUUUGGAUGCCAGAGCCCAGAGUCUAAUACCUGGCACCGCAUAGUUUUCCCAAUCACUGAGUUGUAAAAAUUCCUCAGCACCACUGGGCACACAUCUCCUGGCCCCCAGAGAGAGAGAGAGCGCUACGUUAGACUCCAUAAUUCAAUAUGUGUCAUGGGGAGUCAGCAGACUGACCCACACCAGCUUCGAACUACUAAUUUAUAGUGUCUGUCCCUUCUUAAAGACCACCAAACCCAAGGGCUGGAGUGAUAGCACAGCGGGUAGGGCGUUUGCCUUGCAUGCGGCUGACCCGGGUUCGAUUCCCAGCAUCCCAUAUGGUCUCCUGAGCAUGGCCAGGGGUAAUUCCUGAGUGCAGAGCCAGGAGUGACCCCUGAGCAUUGCUGGGUGUGACCCAAAAAGAAAAAAAAAAAAAGACCACUAAACCCAGUGGUGUUUCAUGGGUGAACUAAAGAUGAAUGGAUGUUUUUCAGGUGACUUUUAAAAAUAAAUAACAAAUUGCCACCAUGUGAAUGACCUUGGCCCCAGAUCACCUGGCUCUUCUAUGCCCCAGUUCCCCGGCUACAAGACGGGUCAUACCCUGCCUCUGGCACUGGGGACGGCCAGUGCUCCACAGGGCCCGCAGUCUCCUUCGGAUUCCCUGUGGGCCACAUCACACACACUGACCCCGGCCAGGUCCCGGAGGUCACAGGGUAAUCUGCACCUUUAAGAAAAUUAUCAAGCAGUUAUGCUUAGUAUACAAUAUUUUAAAUUCAUGAUUUACAAUUUAAAUACAAGUUUUGAAAUUUUUUUGAAAAAGCAACUUUUUGUGUUUUUGGGUCAUGCCUGGUGAUGCUCAGGGGUUACUCUUGGCUCUUCACCCAGGAAUUACUCCCCGCGGUGCUUGGGUCCAUAUGGGAUGCUGCAGAUUGAACCUGGGUCGGCCGUGUGCAAGGCAAAAUGCCCUGCCCACUGUAGUAUCGCUCUGACCCCAAAAUUUUAAAAAAAUUUAGUGGCUUGUAUUUGAUAGUUUACUCCAAUCACCAUUACUCCAAUCACUUUAAGUUCUGACCAUCCCAAAGUAAAGCAGCCGACGACACAGUGACCCGGCUUCCGCCCUGCUCCCGGCCUCUGGGCACCUCUCCUGCUUUCCUGCUUUCUGUCUCUGAACUUGCCUGCGAGGUCCCUCCUGGAGGCAGGUCUUAGUGUGUGUCCUUUUGGCUCCCCCAAGCUCCCCCAGUCCCUCCCCCUGACCUUCCUGUCCCUCCCCCUUACCUGCUCACGGGCUCACACCGGGGCUCACACCAGUACCAGGGGCCCUGAGCAGGUAUCCUCUUCUGGACUCCAGGCUUCCUCCCCCAGGACCCAGCACCUCCCUGCCCCUCGGCCCACCCCUGUCUCUCGACCGCUGGGCUUCCCUGUCCUGUUUGCUUUCAAAUUGUUGCUCUUCCCUCCUUUGUUUCUUCCCUGUUCUCUCUCUCUCUAAUGGGUCUGCCCUACUUAGCUCUGUCCAUUGGGCUCCCCCUGGUGACCCACCACCACCACCCAGCCCUGAAACACUGCCCAGUCUCACCUUCUAGCAGCAACUUGUCUUCUGUCACAUCUUGUCUCCUUGUCUUCUAUCCCCCAACUGUCCCCUGGAGCGUGCAUACGGGUGUGUGUGUCUGUGUGUGACUCUGUGUCUUGUGUGUAGGGAGCUUGGAUCCUCUGUGUACCUGUGUGUGUCUGUAUGGCACUUGGGUCCCUCCUUCAUGAUCUUACUUGUAAAGCAGCUGCAGCCUGAUUCGUUCUCCUGGUCAUUCAUUCCUCCAUCUGUCCAUCCAUCCAUCCAUCCAUCCAUCCAUCCAUCCAUCCAUCCAUCCAUCCACCCUCCCAUCCACCCAUCUGUCCGUUCUUUGACAUCUCAUCCCUUCAUUUUGCCUUGGCCCUUCCUGCCUUCUGGAGCCACUCACCCUGCACAGCCUAUAGGUCCUCCUGCCUCUGUCCUCUGCUCCUCUCUGUGGUGUUUUUACAGUUUGCAAAGGCUGCAGGCCCAAGAACCAGAGGGGCCUGGGACAUGCUGGGCCUGGGUCCCUGCUGCUCACCUCCUCCCUCACCAUCCUGGAACCCUCCUCGUCUCACCCAUCAUCCCUCCUCCCCUCCUUCCCCUCCUGGCCUCAAGCAGAGGUGCUUGGGUUUCUGGAAUCCUCCUUGACCAAGGGCCAACGCAGGGACCUGGCUGUACCCCACCUGCCCCUCUCAGCUGCCCCCUGAAGAGCCUGGAGACCUGGGCCCGGUCCAGCAGGUGCCACACUUCUCUCUGAGCUUUCUGAUGAAUUCCAGGAUCAUCCCAUGGGCCUCAGAGUCCUCCCCUCGUAUUUUUGGGGUCCCGCCUCACCAUUCUUUCUCCAUGGGGCCUUCCUGUCCCGACUCCUCUCAGCGGUGCCCCCGGUUUCUGUGCCUUAAUUCAUUUCUCCGCACAGGGGGCUCCCAGCAGCUUCCCCAGUGUUUGGGUGCCAGGCCCUGGUGGCACCCUGGCACAGCCUCAGGCUCCAGUUGCUGAGCUUGAGUUUCUCUCCGAGGCCUCCGCACAGCAGGAGCACCCCUGGGAGCUGUGUCCAUGCGGAGAGUUUUGGCCCAGACCUUGGGAUGUCCCGCAAGGGUGAUUCUGGUAUCUGCAGGUGCUUGUGUAGAUCAGCAGUAGAGUGCCUGGCGAGUGCCAGUUUGGCUGACACCAAGAACUGGUGGAAAACAUACCCAUUUCCAUGAACAAACCACCCCUCCUCCUCUUCCUCUUCCCGGAAGCGGGGCAGCAGGGAGAAGGCUCAGGACAGUUUCCUGCCUUGGCUGGGGUCCGGCUCUUGCUUCUGCCCAGUGUCUGGGUAUUAGCAAGGGAGUGGAGGGGAGUCCAGUGCUCAGACCGUUCUUCCCCGGGCUCAGUCUUCAAGGGAAAGAAACCAGGUCGUCCAGGAUAGAGCUCUAACCCCCAGCCCCUCCCCUCCCCGCCCCGAAUCCCCAGGAGACCUUGCAGCCAAUGCCAAAACGGAAACACGGAAAGCCAGCGCUAUCCCCCAGGAAGCUCUUCUUUCUCCUCUGAUCCCCCUUUCCCAGCCCUGCCAGUACUGUGAGCCCUUCUUCUGCCCAGCUGACUUUCCUCGCGAGGAUCCUGCAGUUGUGAGCCCGAGACGACAGUCUCCUUGGGCCCAGCUGUCCACCUCUCCUGUCCAGAGUUCUCGCCUCCUGUCUUCAAAGGUUCCUUCCCAGGAUGGAUUGGGUGCUAGACCAACCUCGGUCCAAUAUGCCAGCGCUCUCUGCCCCUAUGUCUUAUUUCAGACAGGAGAAUAACUGUACAGUGUAAACUGACAAAACGUUUUUAAUGACUGUAGAUUGAAAAUAAAGUAUGUCAUAUAA
Messenger RNA from Sorex araneus (European shrew), 11670 nucleotides. RefSeq names its product suppressor of glucose, autophagy associated 1 (gene MTCL2). Gene Ontology annotation, biological process: insulin receptor signaling pathway; regulation of autophagy. The transcript is spliced from 15 exons. Lineage: Eukaryota; Metazoa; Chordata; Mammalia; Eulipotyphla; Soricidae. The coding region runs from base 164 to 4702 and encodes 1512 amino acids. The record is from RefSeq and is a predicted model, not a curated record.